AUGGGUUCUGAUCCUUCUAGCCUGGCCUCGGGAAUCACAUUUACUAGUGUGCCACUUCCUGAAUCCUUUUGCGAUCCCUAUCUCGAUACACUUGUAGAGUGCUAUAAAGACGAAAAUCAUUCCAAGCUAAAUGAGAGCCAUGAUAAUCAUGCUGCCAAUGCUAGUACAGAGAAUUUGGAUCACCCAGAUGAUGACUUUAUUCAUGAAGACAUCGGUUCCAACAAAACUUCUAUAAAAGACCGGUCUUUAACCGGAUCGUCUACUUACAUGUACGAAAAAGAACCUUUUGAUACAUACCGCUGUAAAGUCAAUCAGUUGUGUAUUGAUAUUGGCCUUGUCGAACCAUCAACUAUAAAGCAUUUGGAUGGAGGAAGUUACAACAGGGUGAUUGGCUUGCCAUUUCGAAGUGACUCUGGAAUUCAGCGACGUAUUCUACGGAUUCCGCAAAAAUGGGAUAUGAAAUGGUCCAAGCAGACAGAUAUCCAGAACCAGGCCGAAAUAAAUAUGUGGCUUCAGAAAUUCGCAUUCCUCCAUGUACCUAAGGUUCUAGCUAUCGAUACAACCGCUGCAAAUUCUCUCAAAUCACCAUCUGUGUUACAAGAGAGGAUUCAAGGAAUACCUCUGGAUGAUUUGUUCUUCGAGGUUCCUACACAGCUUGCCAUGUCUAUGAGACUUGAAGUUGUAAACACUAUUGCAGAGUUCAUAAUCAAAUUAGAAACAACCACUCUGGAUAAGCCGGGAAGACUGGUUGGCACUCAUGCUGUACCAUGGACUUCAACUUCCGUGGCUUGUUCCGCAUCACGGAUUGAAUUCGCUGGCUUCUCUCGGAACUUCAUGGAGAGCGCACCUCCUCUUGAAAAUCAGGACUUAUAUUCAUUACUCCCCACUAUGAUCAAAGCCCACCAGACUAUCAGAACACAAAAUGAUGCGCAGUGGGAAAUGUCGGCGAAACAUUUUUUCAAAUCAUCUGAUUCAAUCAACGUAUUAUGGCACUGGUAUCUCGAGCCUCGACAUAUCUUUGUCGGAAAGUCCGAAACUGGAAGAUGGGAAGUUAGUGGAGUCAUUGAUUGGGAUGAUGUAAAGUCCAUGCCGUUAUUUUUGACUAGAGCUCCUAGUAACUUUACAUUUCCAUGGAACGGUGACUAUGACGAACUUUUGGAUCUACCGCUCAAUCAGGAUGUAACGAUUCUUAAGGAGUAUUUUGACCGGAUAAUGCAGGACGUGGACCCAACGUAUAUGGAUGAUACAUACGGCAGAGGUUUUUGGAUCCGUCGACUCGCUCGAUUUGCAAGGGAUGGAUUUUAUAGCCCUGAAAGUUUAGAAGUUAUGAGAAGUUUAUCGAGGACUGGAACAAUUACAUUGGUGAUCUGA
This is a messenger RNA of Botrytis fragariae, 1371 nucleotides long. RefSeq lists its product as uncharacterized. The coding region runs from base 1 to 1371 and encodes 456 amino acids. The record is from RefSeq and is a predicted model, not a curated record. Lineage: Eukaryota; Fungi; Ascomycota; Leotiomycetes; Helotiales; Sclerotiniaceae. The transcript is spliced from 2 exons.